Rhincodon typus (whale shark) is the source of this 3102-nucleotide messenger RNA. RefSeq names its product solute carrier family 4 member 4a (gene slc4a4a). Gene Ontology annotation, cellular component: plasma membrane; basolateral plasma membrane. Bases 1 to 2952 code for a protein of 983 amino acids. Gene Ontology annotation, molecular function: monoatomic anion transmembrane transporter activity; sodium:bicarbonate symporter activity; solute:inorganic anion antiporter activity. The record is from RefSeq and is a predicted model, not a curated record. Gene Ontology annotation, biological process: bicarbonate transport; regulation of intracellular pH; transmembrane transport. Lineage: Eukaryota; Metazoa; Chordata; Chondrichthyes; Orectolobiformes; Rhincodontidae. The transcript is spliced from 23 exons.
AUGGAAGAUGAGGCUGUACUGGACAGAGGAGCCUCCUUCAUCAAACAUGUCUGUGAUGAAGAGGAAGUAGAGGGUCACCAUACGGUUUAUAUUGGGGUCCACGUCCCAAAGAGCUACCGCAGAAGGAGGCGCCAUCGGAGACGAACAGGGACAAAGGAGAAGAGCAAAGAGCGGGAAAGGUCAGCCGAGGCCUCUGAUCGCUCAGACAAUGAGAACAAUGAUGACCAGACGAACGGGAGUCUCUUCAAACCACUCAUCUCACCAGCUGCUGAGAGGAUUCGCUUCAUGCUGGGGGAAGAUGAUGAAAGUCCAGCCCCACAACUCUUCACGGAAUUGGAUGAACUCCUGGCUGUUGAUGGACAGGAGAUGGAGUGGAAGGAGACAGCCAGGUGGAUCAAAUUUGAAGAGAAGGUUGAAGAAGGGGGUGAGCGAUGGAGCAAACCUCAUGUGGCCACGCUGUCCUUGCACAGUUUAUUUGAACUACGGACAUGUAUAGAGAAGGGACUGGUCCUGCUGGAUCUGGCAGCCUCUACACUCCCACAGAUUAUUGAGACGGUCAUCGAUAACCAAAUUGCUCAUGGGCUUUUAAAGGCUGAACUGAAGGAGAAAGUGACCUACACUCUGUUGCGCAAACAUCGGCACCAGACCAAGAAAUCCAACCUCCGCUCGCUGGCUGAAAUCGGGAAGACAGUGUCGAGUGCAAGCAGCCCCGGAUUAACCCAUCGGAACCUGACUUCAGGAAGCAUGAACGAUAUCUCGGACAAACCAGACAAGGACCAGCUGUUUCAUGACAUUGCCUACAAGGCGAAGGAUAAUGCCGAUCUCCUGGCCGGAAUUGACGAGUUCCUGGACGAGGUGAUUGUCCUUCCUCCUGGAGAGUGGGAUCCUGAGAUCAGAAUAGAACCUCCAAAGUCACUGCCUUCAUCUGACAAAAGAAAGAACAUGUUUGCCGGAGGGGAAGCUAUUCAGAUGAACGGAGACAUGCUUCAUGAUGGGGGACACGGAGGUGGUGGACAUGAAAUCCCAGAUGAACUGAAGAAAACUGGAAGGUUGUUUGGUGGUUUUGUGGCUGAUAUCAAAAGGAAGAUCCCAUGGUUUGCCAGCGAUUUUUAUGACGCACUGAGCAUCCAGUCACUUUCUGCCAUUCUGUUUAUCUAUCUGGGGACUGUGACCAAUGCCAUCACCUUUGGAGGUCUCCUUGGGGAUGCUACUGACAAUAUGCAGGGUGUACUGGAGAGUUUCCUGGGCACAGCAGUUAGUGGAGCUGUCUUCUGCCUUUUCGCUGGGCAACCACUCACCAUCCUGAGCAGCACAGGCCCAGUUCUAGUCUUUGAACGUCUCCUCUACAGCUUUAGCAAAGACAAUGGUUUUGACUACCUUGAGUUCCGCCUGUGGAUUGGUUUGUGGUCAUCCUUCCUUUGUCUGAUUCUUGUUGCUACUGAUGCAAGUUUCCUGGUGCGUUACUUCACUCGCUUCACUGAGGAAGGCUUCUCGUCGCUCAUCAGCUUCAUCUUUAUCUAUGAUGCCUUCAAGAAGAUGAUCAAGCUGUCUCACCACUACGCAAUUAACACAGACUUCAAAGAGGACUAUGUCACUCUGUUUGGAUGUGCAUGCCUCCCACCUGACCAAGGUGCUAAUUCAAGCCUUCAUUGGAAUGACACUGACUCAGCAAAUUCAACCAUCAUCACUAUGGUCAAUAGUAGCAUUGCAGAGAACAUGAGCCUCGAUUGGUCGUUGCUGUCGAAGACAGAUUGCCUGAAGUAUGGUGGGACGGUGGUUGGUACAAGUUGUGGCUUCGUCCCCGAUGUCACCUUGAUGUCAUUCAUCCUCUUCCUCGGCACUUACUCCUGCUCAAUGACACUGAAGAACUUCAAAACCAGCCCGUAUUUCCCCACCACGAUUCGGAAACUGAUAAGUGACUUUGCCAUCAUCAUUGCCAUUCUGUUGUUCUGUGGACUUGACGCUCUGGUUGGAGUUGAUACACCAAAGCUUAUAGUGCCAAGCGAGUUCAAGCCGACCAGUCCAAACCGUGGCUGGGUUGUACCACCCUUUGGCGGUAACCCUUGGUGGGUAUGCCUAGCGUCUGGGCUCCCAGCUCUGCUCAUCACCAUCCUGAUCUUCAUGGACCAACAAGUUACUGCAGUGAUCGUCAACAGGAAGGAGCACAAACUCAAGAAAGGAGCUGGUUAUCACCUUGAUCUCUUCUGGGUGGCUAUCCUGAUGGCACUUUGCUCGGUGAUGGGGUUACCGUGGUAUGUAGCAGCCACUGUGAUCUCCAUCGCACACAUCGACAGCUUGAAGAUGGAGACAGAGACAUCUGCCCCGGGAGAACUUCCCAAAUUUCUGGGUGUCAGGGAGCAGCGUGUGACUGGGACGAUAGUCUUCAUUCUAACUGGUGUAUCCGUCUUCAUAGCUCCCAUACUAAAGUACAUCCCAAUGCCAGUACUUUAUGGAGUUUUCCUGUACAUGGGAGUAGCUUCUCUCAAAGGUGUGCAGUUCAUGGACCGAUUGAAGUUGGUACUGAUGCCAACCAAACACCAGCCAGACUUCAUUUACCUGCGCCAUGUGCCCCUGCGCAGAAUUCACCUCUUCACCUUCAUCCAGGUGCUCUGUCUUGCUCUGCUCUGGAUCCUCAAAUCAACUGUGGCAGCCAUCAUUUUCCCAGUCAUGAUCCUAGCACUUGUCGCCGUUCGAAAAGCUAUGGACUACAUCUUCUCCCAGCAUGACCUCAGUUUCCUGGAUGAUGUAAUUCCAGAAAAGGACAAGAAAAAGAAGGAGGAUGACAAGAAGAAGAAAAAGAAGCAGAGUAUGGACAGCGAUAACGAAGAUUUUGAUUACCCAUAUUCAGAAAAAGUUCCUGCUAUUAAUAUUUCAAUGGAUAUGAUGGAACAAGAACCCUUCCUAAGCAGAGAAAAGCCCCCGAUGUUCCUUGAACGACAUACUUCAUGCUGAUCCAAUUUCUUUUCUUCAGCCAGUCACUAUGCCAAGCCCUCCAACCAUUCCAGCAAGAAACGUGCCUCAAAUAAGAAUAGAGCUUGAUCCAGACUCUGACCCAGGCUCCACGUGGAGAGGCAGGGGGUCUGAAACAGCACUGUAACUCUC